Messenger RNA from Schistosoma haematobium, 1970 nucleotides. Its product is annotated as Ovarian cancer-associated protein 2. Gene Ontology annotation, cellular component: nucleus; cytoplasm. The record is from RefSeq and is a predicted model, not a curated record. Lineage: Eukaryota; Metazoa; Platyhelminthes; Trematoda; Strigeidida; Schistosomatidae. The coding region runs from base 429 to 788 and encodes 119 amino acids. The transcript is spliced from 4 exons. Gene Ontology annotation, biological process: response to retinoic acid.
UACGUAAUGACCACCUCUUGUCUGGCGGUUCAUGGUUGUUGAAACAAAGCGGUGGGCGGCUUCCAUCUGACUGACUGACCCUCUAAUUUGAUAUGUUAUGCCACAUUUGAAAGUAAGUAUUUCGUGCUUGCGUAAAACUAAGUUUUAGGUUAGUUAGAUUUGUCAUUCUUUUGUUUUUAUGUAGAAUUUAUGUCUGCCCCAAAUGUUAUCGAAUGCUCCUCGAACGGUUAGUCUUAAUUUUCAUAUAUCCCAGAACUGCUUUCAAAAGCUUGUGCCUGGUGGUUUUCUAAACCUAUGGAAUUUUUAGCACAAGAAAGUAGUACGUAUGAUGCUGGCUUUCGCGAAUCCCUAUUGGCUGUCAAAAAAUACAUUAAAGAAGAGGUUUGGAGUGUUUACGUACUACAUUUUCCCAGGGUCCAUUCGAUGGGAUGCUUGGUUUCAGCCAAGGUGCAGCAUUCCUACUUCUGCUACAAAUUAUGAUGGAGCAUAAAUUAAGUGAUUUCACAGAUUACGAUGUGGGACCGAUCAAAUUCACAAUAUUGGUUGCACCUUUUAUCAGUCGUUGUUUGUUUCACCAAGCUAUUUAUGUUCACAAAACAUCGAUACCGAGCUUAGUCAUCUAUGGCGAAACAGAUUCUGUUAUCCCCCGAGAAAUGUCUGAGGAAGCACUGGAUGUAUUCUUAUCUGAACCAAAGGUAUUCGUACAUGACGGUGGUCAUUACAUUCCUACACACGCUGAUGCAAAGAAAAUAUAUACUGAUAUUGUUUCGAAAUUUAUCGAAAAGUAGAUAAAACUUACAGAAUUCAGUUCCUGUCAUCCUGCAUUUGAAAACUCAUUUUCUGUGAAUUGAUUUUUGUAACGCUGUAACAAUUUGUUGUUAGUCUAGAUAAUUGAUUAUAAGUGGCGCAUUUUUCAACAGUUAACAACUCAAAUCAACUUAUCAAAGCUGGCACCUGGCCGGACACCUUUGCAAGUGUUUUUGAUCUGCUUCAGUACCUUAACAAAUUAAGUCGGUGACCUGAGAGUACCGUAGAAGUAGACAGUGGACACUGGAGGUAGGGUUCAGACGUUUAACCAAGGUGCUAAAAUUUGAAUGCUAUAACCACUAGCCGAUCUCGUCAUCGAGUUAAGCAAGUCAGUUAUCUGAGAGACCCAUAGAAGUGCAAGUCGUCAUACUCGACUCCGGAGAAAAAGUAUAAAGCACUUAAUAAAUGAUUAACUUUGUGUCAAAACAUUGUAAAGAUUCUCACAUUUCUGAUUUAGGCGUUUAGAAAACCAAUCAUCUCUUCACGGUCUUUUUAAAGGACUAUGUCAGAAAAUCACGAUGUGAAGAAACAAUGCCAGAUAAGGUAUAGUCAUCUUUAUCAGUAUAUCUGUGACAGUUAACCACAACAAUAUAGCUUGUAUUCAAUCAGCUUAAAACUCUCCACUCUAUGUCAAAAUUAUCCACUACUGAGAUAUCAACAAUACAAUAAUAAGGGGUAGUGUGAUCUGAUUGUUAGAUUAAAGCAUAUACAUUAUCGAACUUUUGAUGUAUGUGGAAAAGUUUGCUCACUAUUUCAUUACUGCUGUAUUAUAUCUCAUUAGCUGUUGAUAGAAUGUUAGCACGAAUCGACUGACUGUAUUUCUAGAACUACAUUUAUUUUAACUCACUACUUCUGAUGAUUCAACCAGAGACUAAUGAAUUUUCGACUCUACGAAGAUAGCUCUUCAUAGUUAUGUUGUUACUUGAGUUACCUGGUUUGCAAUCUAGAGCUGUCAACUAUGUGUUAAUCAUAGUGAAAUUAAUUAUCUCAUUAUUUUCAUGUUUAAACUUCAUACUAGAGUUAAUUCUUUCAUUGUCUAACCAUUUUCAAUCUAUCCCUAAUGUUAUUUAUUGUCGAUAUUUCAAAAAAAAAAAUAAUUACUGUAGUUAAACUAUCAUUUAUCAUAAACUUGUGUAAAAAUUUAUUCUGGGAAUUCAUCGAAA